AUCGAGCGAGCGCCAGUAGACACAAAGAAGAAGCGGGAGCACGCGAAGAAGACGAAGAAGAAGACGGCGGCGGUUAGCAGUUAGCAGUUAGCUUCGUCGAGGAAAGUCUCUGCGUUGUCUCGCUCCAUCACUCCGUCCUCCACGUUGUCCCCCGUCUCGAGCGCUGCAGGGUCGUUGGGGAUUCAGUUCUCUUCCCGACCUGCCAACAUGCCGGCCGCACUUACAGAUUCCAGCCAGAUAAUCUGUGAAGUCUGGGCAAGCAAUGUGGAGGAUGAGAUGAGGAAGAUCCGGCAGAUUAUUCAAAGCUACAAUUUCAUCGCCAUGGACACAGAGUUUCCCGGAGUAGUGGUCCGGCCGAUCGGUGAGUUCCGCAGCACGGUGGAUUACCAGUACCAGCUGCUGAGGUGCAACGUGGACCUGCUGAAGAUCAUCCAGCUCGGGCUCACGUUCAUGAACGAGGAUGGAGACUACCCGCUCGGCACGACGACGUGGCAGUUCAACUUCAAGUUCAACCUCACAGAAGACAUGUACUCGCAGGAUUCCAUAGACCUGCUCCAGAACUCCGGCCUCCAGUUUAAAAAACACGAAGAAGAAGGAAUCGAGACGCUCUACUUCGCCGAGCUCCUCAUGACGUCUGGUCUGGUGCUGUGUGAAAACACCAAGUGGCUUUCCUUCCACAGCGGCUACGACUUCGGCUACCUGGUGAAGCUGCUGACAGACGCACGGCUCCCGGAGGAGGAACACGACUUCUUCCAGAUCCUCAACCUGUUCUUCCCGGCAAUCUACGACGUCAAGUACCUGAUGAAGAGCUGCAAGAACCUAAAGGGGGGGCUGCAGGAGGUGGCGGACCAGCUGGAACUGAAGAGGAUCGGGCGGCAGCAUCAGGCUGGAUCAGACUCUCUGCUCACUGGCAUGGCCUUCUUCCGGAUGAAAGAGCUUUUCUUUGAAGACAACAUCGACGAUGCAAAGUAUUGUGGGAGAUUGUACGGCCUGGGCUCCGGCUCCACCCAACCGCAGAACGGCCUCUCCAGCUCGGGUCAGGAGGAAACGAACAACAAGCACUGACCGAGCGCUCCGACCUCUCAAGUGGCUUCGCACUUGUUUUAAAACCCGACCAGCAGAUCCCCCCCCCCCCCCCCAC
Messenger RNA from Pleuronectes platessa (European plaice), 1141 nucleotides. It is a transcript of the gene cnot8, whose product is annotated as CCR4-NOT transcription complex, subunit 8. Gene Ontology annotation, molecular function: poly(A)-specific ribonuclease activity; nucleic acid binding. The record is from RefSeq and is a predicted model, not a curated record. Bases 208 to 1065 code for a protein of 285 amino acids. NCBI's taxonomy places the organism in Eukaryota, Metazoa, Chordata, Actinopteri, Pleuronectiformes, Pleuronectidae. Gene Ontology annotation, cellular component: P-body; CCR4-NOT complex; CCR4-NOT core complex. The transcript is spliced from 7 exons.